This is a messenger RNA of Canis lupus familiaris (dog), 3878 nucleotides long. RefSeq names its product FAD dependent oxidoreductase domain containing 2 (gene FOXRED2). The record is from RefSeq and is a predicted model, not a curated record. The transcript has 8 exons. NCBI's taxonomy places the organism in Eukaryota, Metazoa, Chordata, Mammalia, Carnivora, Canidae. Bases 16 to 2070 code for a protein of 684 amino acids. Gene Ontology annotation, molecular function: monooxygenase activity; flavin adenine dinucleotide binding.
CCGGGCUGCUGCAGGAUGCGCCUCGCGGCCGCGGCCCGGCUGUGGGGCCCGCCGGGGCUGCUCCUGACCUUCGCCCUGCACCCGGCGCUGUGCCUGCGGCCGGGCCGGACCGCGGCUCCCCCGCACCGGGACUACUGCGUGCUGGGCGCCGGGCCCGCGGGGCUGCAGAUGGCCUACUUCUUGCAGCGGGCCGGGAGGGACUACGCCGUGUUCGAGCGCGCCCCGCGGCCCGGCAGCUUCUUCGCGCGCUACCCGCGCCACCGCAGGCUCAUCAGCAUCAACAAGCGGCACACGGGCAAGGCCAACGCCGAGUUCAACCUGCGCCACGACUGGAACUCUCUGCUCAGCCACGACCCGCAGCUGCUCUUCAGACACUACUCCCGCGCCUACUUCCCCGACGCGGGCGACAUGGUGCGCUACCUGGGCGACUUCGCAGACCGGCUGCGGCUGCGCGUGCUCUACAACACCACCAUUGCCCACGUCACUCUGGACAAGGACCGGCAGGCCUGGAAUGGCCAUUACUUCAUCCUGACCGACCAGACGGGCCAGGCACACCGGUGCAGUGUGCUUCUGGUAGCCACUGGUUUGUGGGUCCCCAACCAGGUUGACUUUCCUGGCUCUGAACACGUGGAGGGUUAUGAGUCUGUGUCCGUGGACCCCAGGGACUUCGAGGGUCAAAAUGUGCUGAUCCUGGGGCGUGGGAACUCUGCCUUUGAGACGGCAGAGAACAUCUUGGGUGUCACCAACUUCAUCCACAUGCUGAGCCGCUCCCGGGUCCGGCUAUCCUGGGCCACCCACUACGUUGGAGACCUCAGGGCCAUCAACAAUGGCCUGCUGGACACCUACCAGCUGAAGUCCUUGGAUGGGUUGCUUGAGUCCGACCUGACAGAUCUGGCCGUCGUGAAGGACCAUGAGGGCAAGUUCCGCAUCACCCUGAAGUUCUUUCUGGAGGAAAGCAACCAGAGUGCCGACGCCAUCACCCUCCCCCAGGAUGACAACGACAACUUUGCCAUGCGUGUGGCUUAUGACCGGGUCAUCCGCUGCCUGGGCUGGAAGUUCGACUUCUCCAUUUUCAAUAAGUCCCUCAGAUUGUCCUCCAGUGGUGAGUUCAGCAAGAAGUACCCACUGGUCAAAGCUAGCUAUGAAUCCAAAGGAAGCCGGGGUCUCUUUGUCCUGGGCACCGCCAGCCACUCUGUGGAUUACCGGAAAUCUGCUGGGGGCUUCAUCCAUGGAUUCCGAUACACAGUGCGUGCUGUUCACCGCCUGCUGGAGCACCGCCACCACCACAUCCCCUGGCCUUCCACCGAGCACCCCAUCUCACAGCUGACCAACUCCAUCGUCCGGCGCGUGAACGAGGCUUCUGGGCUCUACCAGAUGUUCAGCGUGCUGGCCGACAUCAUCCUGUUGAAGGAGAACGCCACAGCCUUUGAGUACCUGGAGGAGUUUCCCAUGCAGAUGCUGGCGCAGCUGGAGACCAUCACAGGAAGGAAGGCCCAGCACGGGCUCUUCGUCAUCAACAUGGAGUACGGCAGAAACUUCUCUGGGCCUGACAAGGACGUCUUCUUUUAUGACCGGUCUGUGGGGCACACAGAAGACGCCUGGCAGUCUAACUUCCUCCAUCCCGUCAUCUACUACUACCGGCACCUCCCCACCGAGCAGGAGGUGAGGUUCCGCCCUGCUGACUGGGCCCUGCCUCGGCCCACGGCCAUCCACCACAUUGUGGAAGAUUUCCUGACCGACUGGACCGCCCCAGUGGGGCACAUCCUACCUCUGAGGCGCUUCCUGGAGAACUGUCUGGACACUGAUUUGCGAAGCUUCUAUGCAGAAUCCUGCUUCCUGUUUGCCCUAACACACCAGAAGCUGCCACCCUUCUGCCAGCAAGGGUACCUGAGAAUGCAGGGGCUCAUGGGUACCGAGAGCCUCCGGCGGCACGGAAUAGAGAGCGGGCUCCUGCGGGACUAUGCCACCGUGGGCAGGCCCCGGGAGGAUGGGGGCCAGCGGCCAGUGGGUAGCUCCCCAGCCCCAGGGCUUCCGGUCCAGCCCCUCGACGGCAACAAGGAGGAGCUCUGACAGCCAUGCUACUCCCACCCAGGCCCACAGCCAGCCCCUCUGUCCCACCGACACAUGGUUGCCAAAGACCAUUCAGGUCUUCACAGUGACCAGACCACACGGAGAGCGUGUCGAGGUGGAGGGGUGGCCGUGCAGCGGUCUCCCCUCUGGUCCGGUCCUUCAGUGCGUAGGAGGCGGGGUCCAGGGAAGGGCAUCACCUGCCAGGUAGAGCCGCCUUCCACAAGCCAGGCUUGUCUGCAAGUAAACUGCCACUGAGCACCCGGCUCUCACCCUGGCUCGGUUCUCUCCCCAUCAUGUGCCCAGCAGUCCCAUUUCCUUCUGGUCCACUCUUCAGAUGAACCGGGAUCCUGCCUGCCCGUGGGCCAUGGCACAGGUGGAGCUGUCCUCAUCUUCAUAAGGGUUUGUGGCAGGCACUUCAAACAGAAGUUCUAAUACCCUCCACCACCUGGGGUGGGUGGGACUGUCACCCCUGAUGAAGACAGCUCAGAGAAGUUAGGCGACUCCAGGGGUCCGGCCAGGCGUCCCUAGCCCCAUCCCACAGCCCCGAGGCCUGUGCCACUCUGCUCACCUGACCAGUCUGCCUUUCCCCGCCCCCACCCGUUUCCAGAAGCCAUGAAGGUGGGGGCAGCCCUGCUUAUCAUCACAGGCCUGGCUGCUGUCACCAGACAGAAAUAGGACGGCUCCCGCAAGGCCACCUUAUCUAAGGUUUCUGCCUCAGCAGCAGCACUGAGGGGCUCCCGCCCCACAACUGCACUCCCUGGCUUCAAUCUUCAACAUCUGCGUCUUCUCUCUCCUACUGGGCACCUUGCCCUGCCCCUGCCCUCCGGCUUCCUGCACAACGCCGUGCCCCUGGUCUGCCCGAGCAAGUUUUUAAGACUGUCACCAUGCCGUCCUUCAGUGAGGAUCUUUUCCAAGGUGGUUCGCUGGCUGUUUGUACAGAGCCCGGCUCAGCGUGGGCAAGGAGGCGUUUCUAACUGCAUUUCCUGGUUACUCCAGCCCUUCUCACUCUCUCCCUUGCCAGGACUCUGCUGCCUUCCUACACACUCCCAUCAGGCACUCUUGACCCAUUUAGGAGUAGGCUGCGGAAAGCAUUUGUACAUGAAAUAACUGAUGAUCACUUUCUCACCGGUUCUGCGGGGCCCUGUAUCCACUCAGAAUUCAAGGGAUGCAGCUCUCUGGAUCCACGUUUCUGGAAACGUCCUCUUCCUCCUGGCCUCAACCACUGGGCCCCACGACCUAUGUGCAAACACCUCUCCCUCCAGCCGCGUGCAGUUGUAGCAGUGACACUCGACAGCCUGAGCCUGUCCAGAGGUGCUUACCCUGUAACAGUACUUGGCAUAGUUUCCCCAGGGCCGAAACAUGUAAAGAUGUCUCCCUAAAUCCAGAAAGCUGGAUUCACCAUAUGCAUAAAGAUGAUACAUAAACCAGAUUCGGGCCCCUUCAGCCCCCCACCCUUCCUUUCCCAAGACCUUUUUCAAAACAAAUCUCUUCACUAGGACUGUUCCCAUAAUGUCAAGCCCUGUGCUACGCACAUCACACCUCCCAGCCACUGAAGGCAGCUAAGCGCCCUGUGCCCAUCAAGUUGGAGGUCCUGCAACAAAUAAUUCACGAAUGCCCAACUAUGUGACAUCUGCUGCUUCUCCCAUCAUCUGCCAUGUGGUUAAUUGUACCAACAUUUCAGCCAGCCUUCUUUGUGUUUCCUUAGACAUGGUUCCAUGGUUCAGCUGAUCAGAGAUGCCUUCCCUGGUUCUCCUUGUACAACCAGGCAGCAAUUUGGAAAAGAAAAUAAACCUCGUUUUGCAUCCCUA